Molecule: messenger RNA, 2786 nt
Organism: Westerdykella ornata
Lineage: Eukaryota; Fungi; Ascomycota; Dothideomycetes; Pleosporales; Sporormiaceae
Exons: 2
Coding region: 126-2597 (823 amino acids)
Biological process (GO): vesicle-mediated transport
Cellular component (GO): endocytic vesicle; cytosol
Molecular function (GO): small GTPase binding; ubiquitin binding; guanyl-nucleotide exchange factor activity
Source: RefSeq, a predicted model, not a curated record
GAACCCCGUUGCUCAAACAAGCUCUAGGACCUCUGGGAGGCUCUCAAUACGCUUGUCCGUGUCUAUGGACGCUCACGUUUUAAAAAUAGGGCCUCGAUAUUAAUUCCCCAACCGCACGACGGUCUAUGUCUCCUCCGAACGCACCGUCGCACCCUGACGACCCCCAAAAUAUACCUCACGAAGAUAGGCAAGAGAAUGGACUAGCGAAGGCGGUAGAAGCUUUAACGGUGCAGCCAGAGGCGGGGAAUGAUAUUGUGAAGCAGCCGGACGCAACCAGCGGUAUCGGAGAGUCGAAGAUUACAAGUCAUGAUGACCCACUGCUGGCAACUGAACAGUCCCAGCACUGUAACGAGCAAACUAGCGCUGAGGAGCAAUUUGAGAGCUCUAGCCAAGACAAAACGUCGUCCAUCGAGCAGAAUGACAAGGAGCGUCCAGAAGCUUUAACCGCCCAAGAACAGUCCAGAACAGGUUCAGAAUCAGUUGCGCGAUCAUCCACGCCUCCUCCUCCGGAGCCAUCGAAUUCCGCAGGCAAAGCGCCUAUCCGCUCACCCUCACCGCCGCCGCCACCACCUAAAGACGAUAAGUACAUAUCUUUAGAUCAUGGCACACCACAUCGGACUAUAUCGCCCGUGUCCCAGGGAAGGUCAAGCGGAAGGACUUCUGAGGAUACCGCUGCGGCGGCUUAUAACCCGAGAUAUGGUGGAAGUGAGGAUGUGGCAGAUGGCUCCAAGUCGGAGAUCCAAAGUAUAAUGGAACAGUUUGAGCUUGGUGCAGAAGCGCCUGGGGAGGACGAAAUAAUGUCUCCGCGCUUGGAACUUGCCUCUCCGCUGCUGGAUUCGCCAAUUACGCACCCACCUAGACGAUCGAGUCUCCAACCCAUCGAUAAGCCUCUCCCUGGCCUCACUGAAACCGCUCCUUCUGACCAACAGCUCCACUCCCCUCCUCCACGUGCAUCGUCAUUGUACCGCGUAGGUACGAACCAGUCGAAGGAGUCCAUGUCUCCGAGCGGGCACGCCAAAGAUUACACACCGCAUGUGCCCCAACCACCCCCCGAGCCAGACCUACCUUUCGAUUUCCAUCGCUUCCUCGAGCAGCUUCGCCAUCGGACUGCUGAUCCUGUUGCGAAAUUUCUGCGCUCCUUUCUGCUAGAGUUCGGCAAGAAGCAAUGGAUGGCGCACGAGCAGGUGAAGAUCAUAAGCGACUUCUUGGAAUUUAUAGCGAAGAAAAUGGCACAAUGCGAGGUAUGGCGCACCGUGUCCGAUGCUGAGUUUGACAACGCACGAGAGGGUAUGGAGAAGUUGGUGAUGAACCGUCUGUACAAUCAAACAUUCUCCCCUGCGAUACCACCCCCCGAACCUGUCCAUCCUACGCGGGGAAAACGAAAAGCCGAUCAGUUGCCGCCGGGACGGAGAGGAGCUCACCAAGAGGAUGUCGAGCGCGAUGAAGUACUUGCGCAGAAAGUGCGCAUAUAUAAGUGGGUUCGCGAAGAGCAUCUAGACAUUGAGCCAGUCGGAGACAAAGGGAGGAAGUUUCUCCAAUUAGCACAACAGGAGCUACUGAAGAUCAACAGCUACCGAGCCCCUCGAGAUAAAGUGAUUUGUAUACUCAACUGCUGCAAGGUCAUCUUUGGUUUCCUCCGGACAUCAACUAAGUCAGAUCAGUCAGCGGAUUCCUUCGUUCCACUUCUCAUCUACACUGUCCUGCAGGCCAAUCCGGAUCAUCUCGUUUCGAACGUGCAAUACAUCAUGCGGUUCAGGAAUAAAGAUAAACUUGGGGGAGAAGCCGGAUAUUAUAUAUUUUCGCUCAUGGGUGCUAUACAGUUCAUCGAGGGUCUCGAUCGGACAUCUCUGACUGUAUCAGACGAAGAUUUCGAGAGGAACGUUGAGGCGGCUGUCUCUGCUAUAGCCGAAAGGCACCCAGAUCCGGAACCCACUGCUCCUGAUCCAGCUCCAGCACCUCAAUUGCGCCCUCCGGAGACGCCAGGGGGUAGUCAUCGGCGAAUGGGCUCUCCGCAUCUUCAUCUCUCAGAAAAGUCGGCACUAUCCCGGCCGGAAGUGACCCCUCGUAACUCGCUGGAUGGGGAGCGUGCUGGGCCCAUUCGCGCUUCCAGUUACCGCAACACCAAAGAAGAGGCCAGCGAACCGGAAGAAGAGAACGCUGCAGUAGCAGGACUACUCCGAACCAUACAGAAGCCAUUGAGCACGAUUGGUCGUAUAUUUUCCGACAAUGACACCCCAACUUCCGCUUCCACAUCGCGUCUGUCACCUCAGCCAGCCAAUUCGGGGCAUGAAAGGCGUCCGUCAGACUACGCAGGGAUUUUGCCACCCCAAGUAAACGAAAAGGAGCAAAUGCGCCGCUCAGCGGACGAACAACGGCAUCGUGAGAGACUGAGUGCCGAAGACGCGGCAGCACGUCAGGCGUCUGCUGAGGCGGAGGAAGCGCGUCGAAUCCAGAGACAGGAGCACAUGGUCAUUGUGGAGACCUUAGCGGGAAUGUUUCCUGCGCUAGAUCGUGAGGUCAUUGAUGAUGUUGUGAGGAUGAAGGAGGGCAGAGUUGGACUUGCUGUAGACGCAUGUUUGGCCUUGAGCAAUCCUUGAGUGCAAAGGGUGUCAUCUUUAUGAAAUGGACAGGGGGUGGGUUGGCACAUUUAUAUGCAUCAUGUCCGUUUAAUUCAUAGCGAGUACCCUGUCUAGCCGCUGCAUUAAUCAAUUCUUGUGUGCAUUAAGUAGCUGCUCUUCCGCUCCCCGCCGUCAUGCUGAGUUUGAGCUAUUACUGUGCUUUUCCAA